GGGGGCGUGGGGGGGGGAGGUGAAGAAGGUGAGGGGAGACUCGGAAGGAGGGGCUGGGCAGCGCUCUCUGCCCCGCUGCUGGAGCACAGCUGUUGCAGCUGUGGCCGGGAGACGGCGCAUGCUCAGGAGGCGGCCGGCGCCAGGGGUUGUCUCCCUGCGGUGCGGCACCCGCCUUGCCGAGCUCGGCUCCCCCAGGGAGGCAGGCGGCGGGGUCCCUCCGAGGCGGUGAGAGCACCGCCGGCUCCCCGCACGCCGGCUGUGUGCCUGGAAAGAAAGAAAGACAGAAAGUUGAUGAGCCGGAGCCAGAGGCUGCUGCAGCGUGCCCGGCCGAUGCGCUCUGCCCCCGGCCCGGUGGGUGCGGGGGAUGCUGGCGGCCCGCUGCCUGUGGAUUAUGGGUACAACUGCCAGCACAGCUCAGCAAACGGUCUCAGCAGCUACGUUUGAGAACGUUCACGGCAACGGGACCAUGGAGGACCGCCACUCGCUUAGCAUCCACUCCUGCCAGACGGUUGGCCUCCACAACAACAAAGCCAAGUCCAUCAUCACCAACAAGGUGGCGCCUGUUGUCAUCACCUACAACUGCAAAGAGGAAUUUCAGAUUCAUGAUGACCUGCUGAAGGCCAACUACACAGUGGGGCGGAUUUCAGAGACCACGUUGGAACACUACCUUGUACAGGGGAAAUAUUUUAUGGUCAGAGAUGUAUACAGUAAAUUAGAUGUCUUGAACACUACAGGCACUUGUGGAGCUCCAAAUUUCCGACAGGCCAAAGGAGGGUAUGAAGUGUUUGGAAUGGGACAGCCCAGUCUCAAUGGAUUCAAGCAGGUGCUGCAGAAACUCCAGAGCUAUGGGCACAAGGAGUGCAUCUUCUUCUGUGUUCGUGAGGAGCCGGUUCUAUUUCUACGCAUGGAAAACGACUUUGUGCCCUACACACCAAGAGGAAAGGAGAACUUGCAUGAAAACCUGCACAGCCUGCCAAGAGGGGUCAAAGUGGACAACAUGGAGCUUGCAAUUCGGAAAGAGAUACAUGAUUUUGCUCAGCUGAGUGAGAACACUUACUACAUCUAUAAUGACAUUGAACACUUCAAAGAUGAACCGCACUCUGUGACCAUCCAGCGCGAAGAGGACAUCCAUGUGAUGGAGGAGGUGUACAAGAGACCUGUCUUCCUGCUGCCAUUUUACAGGUACCAUCGGCUGCCAUUGCCUGUGGAUGGGGCACCUCUAGAAGCACAGUUUGAUGCUUUCACCAAUUUCCUCAGGGAGAGUCCAAACCUGCUCCUGCUCCAGGACCCCAGCAGACUGCCUCCUGCUUUACUCUUCAGCUGCCAAACUGGUGUUGGCAGGACCAACCUUGCCAUGGUGUUAGGCACUUUGGUGCUUUAUCAUCGCAAGGGAGCAGCACAGAAACAAGACCUUCCACAUCCUGCUAAUACUUUGUCCAGGGACCGAUUUUGGGUUAUUCAGAACUUUAUUGACAUGGUACCAAAAGGCCAACAAAUCGUUGAGGAGGUGGACAGUGCCAUUUCCUACUGCUCUGAAAUGCAUGACAUGAAGGAAGCCAUCUAUGAGUAUAAGAAGAAAUUGGAAGGGAUUGGAGAAGAUUACCAGAUUCAGGGGAGCAGCACCAAAGAGUAUUUCCUUCAAAGGACUUUGCAGAGCCUUGAGCGCUAUUUCUACUUGAUUGCUUUCAACUACUACCUUCAUGAACAGUACCCCCUGGCCUUUGCCCUCAACUUCAGCAGAUGGAGGUGUGGGCACCCAGAGCUUUACAGGCUGCAGAUGAACAUGAACCUGUCAGAGCUCACAGUGACGGGGGAACUGAUAACAAAGGGGACACGAGUGCUAGUGGUGGAUGAGCGUUUCUCCCCAGAUGUGCUCAGCACUGUGAAGGAAAUGAGGGUAGCUAACUUCCGGAGGGUCCCCAAGAUGCCUGUGUAUGGGAUGGCACAACCCAACUCCAAGGCCAUUGGAAGUGUGCUAAGCUACCUAACUGAUGCAAAGAGGAAGUACUCCCACAUCACAUGGAUAAACCUCCGUGAAGAAGUGGUGCUGGAAGGGAAUGAACAAAUCUACACCCUCCGGGAACCUGGGAACCUGGAACAACAGAUUACGGUGCCUGUUACAUCACCUGAACAACUAGAGAAAUUAGAGUCUACCUUGAAGAAUGACGUGCUAAAGUCCCAGAAGUGGCUGGAGGUGUAUCUGGAACAGGAGAAGCAGAUGAAGAUGUUUAAGAGUUGCCUGACCACACAGGAGAUACUUAAUCAGCACAAGAGCACAUGCCAGGGGCUGGUCUACAAACGAAUCCCAAUCCCAGACUUCUGUGCUCCCAAGGAGCAGGAUAUAGAUCGGCUGUUGGAUGCGAUGAAGAGCGCGCUAGCUGAGGACUCUCACACGGCCUUUGUGUUCAACUGUCAUAGUGGCAGAGGGAGAACCACCACAGCCAUGGUUAUUGCUGUCCUCACGCUCUGGCAUUUCAAUGGCAUCCCUGAGAUGAGUGAGGAUGAAAUUGUGAGUGUGCCUGAUGCCAAGUACACCAAAGGGGAAUUUGAGGUGGUGAUGAAGGUGGUGCAGCUUUUACCAGAGGGGCACAGAAUGAAGAAGGAGGUAGAUAUGGCCCUGGAUACUGUGAGUGAGACCAUGACACCUAUGCAUUAUCACCUGAGAGAAAUCAUCAUAUGCACCUACAGACAGGGAAAAACAGCCAAGGAAGAGAAGGAAAUGCGGACGUUGCAACUGCGGAGCCUACAGUAUUUGGAACGAUACAUCUAUCUGAUCCUGUUCAAUGCCUACCUGCAUCUGGAGAAGAAGGACUCUUGGCAGAGGCCAUUCAGUGUCUGGAUGCGUGAGGUGGCGACCAAGGCUGGAGUUUACGAGAUCCUGAAUCAGCUGGGGUUUGCUGAGUUUGAGAACCUAGAAGACAAGUCUCUCUCCAAGCUCCGCUAUCGCUGGCAGGAACAGAGCUGUAGCCAACUUCCAUUCCGAGGGGAGUUCAUUUAGGACCUGACGCUGUGAGGCACCUUGGGAAUUUCUGCGUUUCUCCAGACUUGGCUGGUUCUCUUGCUUUUUAUGGAUGGGGGGAGGGAGAAUUUGCCUUAAGGAAAGACUUUGUUUCCAGAAAGAUUGGAGCGGGACGGAACACAUCUUAAAUUGACUUUAAAAAAACAAAAAUUUAUAGUGUUCUGUUAGAUACAAUAAAAAAUAUUGUAAAUUAAAUAACAGGUGUCUAAUUGAAAACAUUGUGUAACCUUUAAAAAAAAAUCUCUGAAAUGUUUAAAACAAAAUCUUCUUAAUUUAGUGAAUGUAUUAGCAGCAAGUGCCAAAUUUUUCAUGGCCUUCCUCACUUUCCCACUAUAGCAGUGCAGUCUAUGCACUAUAUACAGAGAGAGUCAUAUAAAUGUAAAAGAAUUUGCAGGCCAACUUGGGAUUCAUGAAGAAUCCCGUAGCCACUAGAAUGAGAUCUGGAUUUUUAUGUUUGUGCAUAUUUAUUACACUUUUUAAAAUUAACUUUAUUAACAAACUAGAAGUGUUUGAGAAAAAUAUAAGCCAAUAACUUCCCACAGCCCUGCUACAGUCAAAAGCCCUGUUUCCAGAGCCUGUAUGCUUAUGCUGCAGUAUGGCACCAAAGCUUCUGUUUAGCAAAAAGCCACAUUUUGUGGAUCCAGAAAUAAAAGAUGAAAUCUUGGCCCAACUGAAAUCAAUAGGAAUUUUGCCAUUGAAACCAGGAUUUCACACAGUAUAUCUAAAGCAAUUUAAAAAAAACCCUCACAGAGGAAAUAAUAAAAAAGAAGAGAUUGGAAAGAUUGAAAAAUAAGGUGAAUCAAGUGUGUUCAGAUACAGAAUAAAGUCGCAUUCUCGCUAUCACAUCUGAGGGAGAGGCUGGUUGCAGAAGGUUUAGUGAGCAGAAAUGGAAUAGUCCAGAGCUAGCAUGAACAGGAUGACAAAAUAAGAUAUGAAGUACAAAUGCACAAGCAUGCAGUCUGUCUCUUUCCAAAUCUGCUUUCAUCGGCUGCCAGCAGUUCAGGAGGUGCAUACAUCAGAAAUUAAAAAGUGAAUUUUUUGAAAAAAUUAAAAUACCAAGAGGUGUGUAUUUUAUUUGGAAUUGUUCCUAUUGCUACUUCAAAAUCCAAGCACCAACGCUUCUGUUUAUCAAGCAUUUUAUUUUUGGCUUCUUUCUGAUGGAGCAUUUUGUUUUCUUUUCUUUUUGUAAAUGCAAAGCAUCAGAUCAAGUAUUUUACAUCUCCAGCAGGAUAUUUUAGGGUUUAAAUUAUUUGCUGGUGAUAUAACCGAAUAGAUAAAUUGGUAACUUGCAAGAGGCAGUUGCUAUUUCUUUUUCUUUUGUUACCUCUAACACAGCCAUCUGACAGCAUAAAAUGUUUUCACUUCUCGUCGUCGCCUAUAGUAACUGAAAGGUGGCUAUGUUGAAGUGACAUAAAACCAAAAUAAACUUGCUCGUUGAAGGUAGUUUAUGGCACCGGUAUGCAGAGAACUUUGAAACAGCCCUGUUCUUGACUGAUUUCUGUUACAAACAGAUGUAUAUCAAUUUUUGUAUUCAGUUCCUUUCUGAUAAUGGAACAGACACUGUAUUUUUUGCAAAACUACUGUACAGCUGUAUGCCUCCACUUUGUUUCUAAAUUUUGUGUGAUCUUUUGGGUU
This is a messenger RNA of Chelonia mydas (Green sea turtle), 4654 nucleotides long. It is a transcript of the gene PALD1, whose product is annotated as phosphatase domain containing paladin 1. The transcript has 20 exons. NCBI's taxonomy places the organism in Eukaryota, Metazoa, Chordata, Testudines, Cheloniidae. Bases 365 to 2998 code for a protein of 877 amino acids. The record is from RefSeq and is a predicted model, not a curated record.